Volvox carteri f. nagariensis is the source of this 372-nucleotide messenger RNA. RefSeq lists its product as uncharacterized. Bases 1 to 372 code for a protein of 123 amino acids. The transcript is spliced from 4 exons. NCBI's taxonomy places the organism in Eukaryota, Viridiplantae, Chlorophyta, Chlorophyceae, Chlamydomonadales, Volvocaceae. The record is from RefSeq and is a predicted model, not a curated record.
AUGUUUCAGCCAUUUACAUCUGCUGCUCUCUUUCUUCUUCUUCUUCUUCUUCCUCUUCUCUGGGAUCUUCUUCUCCUCAUCUCCUUGUGGACUUCAUACACAAGAAAUUCCAAAUCUUCAAUAGAGUUCUUAGUUUUUUAUAUCUGCUGCAUUUUCUUAGGGUUCUUCUUCUUCUACUUCGGGGUCUUCUUCUCCUCAUCUCCUGUUAGGCUUACAUACACAAGCAUUUCCAAAUCUUCAAUAGAGUUCUUAGUUUUUUAUAUCUGCCGCAUUUUCUUAGGGUUCUUCUUCUUCUACUUCGGGGUCUUCUUCUCCUCAUCUCUUUGUGGCUUACAUACACAAGCAUUUCCAAAUCUUCAAGAGAGUUCUUAG